CACAUGAAAAUGACCCAGCAAAUGCAGAGCUUGCAGCUUUCCCAGGCGAAAAAGAGCAACCCCCCGUCUUCUCCUAAUGCUGCGAAGCGACUCUAUCGGAACCUCUCAGAAAAGCUGAAGGGAAGUCACUCAUCUUUCGAUGAGGCGUAUUUCAGAACCAGAUCAGACCGUCUCAGCCUCCGAAAGGCUUCAAUGAACUUCCAGGCCAGCGAGGCCAUGUUUGAGGCUGUGGAACAGCAAGAUGUGGAUGCUGUCCAGAUACUCCUCUAUCAAUUCACACCUGAGGAACUGGAUCUCAACACCCCUAAUACUGAGGGAUUGACGGCCCUGGACGUCGCCGUCCUGACAAAUCAUGUGCCUAUUGCCAAGAUUCUUUUGAAAGUUGGGGCAAAAGAGAGUCCACACUUUGUCAAUAUGGAAAGCAGGUUGAUCCAUCUGAGCAGCUUGGUACAAGAAGCCCAGCAACGAGUGAAUGAUUUGUCUGCACAAGUGAUGAGUGAAGGGCUCGGUACAGACAAUGCAGAGAAAGAGAAACAGCGGAAAGCCUGGGAGUGGAGAUACCGGCUCUACAAGCGCAUGAAGGCAGGCUAUGAACACUCCAGAGCCCCAGAGGCACCAACCAACGUCUGCCUCAUGGUAACAAGCAGUACAUCACUCACUGUCACCUUCCAAGAACCUCAUAGCAUCAACUCAGCGGUGGUGACCAAAUACAAAGUGGAGUGGAGUACUUUGGAAGACUUUUCUCCUUUGGCAGGGGAAAUCAUCAUGGAUAAUCUUCAUUCUUUGAGGUGCAAUAUCACCAGCCUAACAAUGGGCCGAAAUUAUUAUGUCCGAGUGUCUGCUUUUAACAUGAAAGGCUGGGGGCCGCCUCAGACUUCCACACCUCCCUGCGCUUCUCCUUCAAACUGGAAAGACUAUGAUGGCAGGGAGCCUAGGCACAGGGGACAGAUUGAAGCUCUGGAACGUUUACUGCAGCAGGUUAAAGCCUCUCAUCAGAGUUACAGUUGCCGAGAGAGUUCUAAACUGCAAAACGCGGGUCGUAAACAAUCCGUCUCAAGAAGCCUGAAGCAUCUCUUUCAUUCUUCAAACAAGUUUGUGAAGACUUUGAAACGAGGGCUCUACUUAGCUGUGAUAUUUUAUUAUAAAGACAACAUGUUAGUAACCAAUGAAGAUCAGAUCCCCAUUGUGGAAAUUGACGACUCUCACACCAGCUCCAUUAUGCAAGAUUUUCUGUGGUUCACAAAGCUGUCUUGUAUGUGGGAUGACAUCAGGUGGCUGAGGCAGAAUAUGUCUGUCUCCAUGUCCUCGUCCACAGCACUUCAAGCCAGGCAGAAGAUGCUCGCUGCAACAGCCCAGUUACAGAAUCUACUGGGUACACACAACUUGGGUCGAAUCUAUUAUGAACCCAUUAAGGACCGGCAUGGCAAUAUCAUCAUUGUUACCAUAAGGGAAGUAGAGACUCUCUAUUCCUUUUUCAAUGGAAAAUGGAUGCAGAUAUCCAAGCUACAAAGCCAGAGAAAAUCCCUUUCGACACCAGAGGAACCCACGGCAUUAGACAUCUUGCUAAUCACAAUCCAGGAUACACUGUCCUAUCACAGAAGGAGUCAACAGCGCCUGGCUCCUGGCCUGUAUUUGGGCUACCUGAAACUCUGUAGCUCGGUGGAUCAGAUAAAAGUACUUGUACUGCAAAAGCUGCCUAAUAUUCUGUGUCAUGUUAAAAUCCGAGACAACAGCAAUGUGUCCAAAGAAGAGUGGGAAUGGAUCCAAACCCUCUCUGGCUCAGAAUCUGUGGAAAAUACGGAUCAUUCCGCAGAGUGUCCAACGCGGCUGUUCUUUGAGCUCCAGGUGGCAGUGAAAGCUCUCCUCAAGCAGAUCCAUCUACCUCUCCAGCAGGCAAAGCUCUUCCGUCUCUACACACAGGAGGUGUUGGAACUGGGUCACAAUGUGUCCUUUCUUCUCCUGCUCCCUGCCUCAGACGACGUCUGCACUGCCCCGGGACAGAAUAACCCUUACACUCCGCACUCAGGAUUCCUUAACCUCCCUCUUCAGAUGUUUGAACUCGUUCAUUUUUGCAGUUACAAGGAGAAAUUUAUUGGUCUGUAUUGCCGCCUUUCUGCUGUCAUUGAGCUGGAUUUUCUGAGCACCCAGCAGUCCCUGAGGGAGGCAAUUUCAGACAGUGAAGUCGCUGCUGCUAAACAAAGACACCAGCAAGUCCUAGAUUACAUACAGCAAAUUGAUGAGAUUUGGCGUGAAAUGAGAUGGAUCAAUGAAGCACUACAGUAUGCAAGGUACAAACAGCCGGCGGCUGGCUUGCCAAUAAUGAAGAUGGUGGAUCUGUCUGAAGAACAAUUACAAAAGAAGAUAAGCUCAACAUCCUCCCAUCUCGACUGUCUUCCAUCCCUGCCACCCUCACCAGAGACAGAGACCCAGCGGAGAAAAGCCGUGAGUGAUUCCCAGCCCUACUCAGAUGAAGAAGGCUGCUCCGAAGUGUUCCUCCCAACUGACAGUGACUAUGACUCUAGUGAUGCCUUGAGUCCCCGGGAGCUGGAUUUGGUUUAUUCAUCCUCGCAGGACAUAUCCCAACAGGCAGUGAGUUGCCUGAGUGGUAGCGCCCCAGACGUUCUCCAGGUCCAUGACAUCAAACCUUGCCUGACACCAAAACAAAACCCAAGGGGAGGAGGAGGAGGAGGAGGAGGAGGAGGAGGAGGAGGAGGAAGUGCUUUAGAGACAGAAGUUGACCAAUCCUCUGAGUCCAUGCAAAGCUUGUCAAUUGGAGGGCUGUCACCAAAGUACACUGAAAAAACUCCUGGCUCAAGGCAAACCUUGAACUUUUUAGGCAAGAAAAAACAUGGGAAACAUCAGCACUACAGCUACUUCAGCCGACACCACCGCUGGCUGCGUGUGCAUAGUGAGAGCCAGUCUCUCUCUCUCUCUGAGGGUGUGUAUACACCUCACCUCACACGAGCCAUGGAGUUCGCACAAGAGUCUGCUUCUGGUGAGCAGAUAAGCAUCUCGAUCGAUGGCCCCCGAAGCACUUUCUUACCUCAUGCUUCAAGCCUUCCAGAAGAAGGGAAAGGCAAAUACCAGGAGCUGAGGCCGAAUGUCCGCAGGAUAUUUGUUGAGCCUUACAAGACCUUGCUGCCCAGUGAAGAUGGUCAGUCAUGGGCACUGAGCAACCAGCCAGUGGAACACGAGGCUUCACAGAGUCCCACAGAGCAAGGGAUGGUUCCGGAAGAUCUGUCCAACUCUAGCUUCACUGAAGUAUUCAGUAGCAAUCUUUAG
Molecule: messenger RNA, 3282 nt
Organism: Eublepharis macularius
Lineage: Eukaryota; Metazoa; Chordata; Lepidosauria; Squamata; Eublepharidae
Gene: ANKFN1
Product: ankyrin repeat and fibronectin type III domain containing 1
Exons: 17
Coding region: 4-3282 (1092 amino acids)
Biological process (GO): regulation of establishment of bipolar cell polarity; establishment of mitotic spindle orientation
Cellular component (GO): spindle
Molecular function (GO): protein binding
Source: RefSeq, a predicted model, not a curated record